ACAUAUAAUUUUAUUAUACAAUAUAAUGUAUGGCAAAUGAAAAAUACAUCUAGUGUUUAUAUUUCAGACAUUAAUUUAUAUACCCCUCAGUUCUAAGAAGCUUAGUUGAAUUACUUUCUAGAAAUUCCCCAUAUUUCCUAGCCUUUAAAUGGCAACCCUUUCUUAAAUAUAUUUAAGAGCUGCAACCCUUAGGAACCUCCCUUCUCUUACCAAUUUUUUGGGGAGUUGCAGCCAAGGAGCGUAUCAAUGUGUGUCAAUGGGCUGUUGCCUCCAAUUGAAUCCACCUGUCCGCUGGCGGAGUGCAUAGCUGCCGUCGAGCUGUAUCUGUGCCCUGACAUGCAGGAUAUGCCAAGUCAUUUAGAUGGGAAUCGCUCACAUUUUUAAUGACAACUAAUGCGAGUGCCCUUCACCACCCUCCCCCCUUUUCAGCAGCAACCUAGUUUUUCGGGCCCGGCUUAAUCACAUUUGCAGGAGCUCUUUCGGGCACAAGUGUGUAUGUCUAAUGCGCAAAACUUUUAAUUGAGUUUAAAAUUGCAUGAAGAUGGGACGAACCGAAGGUCCUGUGCCAAUGGAAAUCGGCAACCGUAAUUAAACGCGAGUGCGUAUGCCACGUAUGCGCGCAGUUUUUUGAGGUGUGUCGGUUUCAAUCUCGGUAAAUUGCCCAUGAAAUAUUAACUCAGCCAUAAUGAGACGCAAUUUGUGCGUCUCUCGCAGUUUGGCCAACGAAAUGUGGCAGGCGUGUAAAAUACCACACACUUGAAAAGACAAAGGUUGAACCAUUUGAAUUAUAAAUGGUGUGGCUUUAUGUCUUCGGCCUUUUGCCACACCACUGGCCAUGCACCUGUCCAACCCAAAAUACAAUGAAAAACGAAGCGCCAUAAUCCGCCUUAUUCAGCGAUCAAAGGACACUUUCUGCGACCCAAUUAUGGCCAUGAAAUUGUGACACAUUGAGGCCUCGCUGCACUCGCCCCCGCCUCACUUUCCCUGCAAUCCAGUGCGGAAUGAAAAAUGACUCAAUUUGCGAUGGCCGGCACUCUGCUUGCCACCCAACACAAUACACACCUCACACCUCAUGGCACAACACAACCCCCAAUUGCCACAAAUAGUGACCCAUCCCAAUCCAGACGCUUGCAUAAGCGGCAGCAAAGUCAUUAUUCUCAUUUCCACGAUAGCCACAGCACCUUAAUAUGAAGUAAUUCUACUUGGCGCACGGAUAGUUAGUGGAAAAUGACUUGGCUUAUGGGUGAAAAUUCUCCAUUUUCUUGCAACUUCGCAUCGACAAAUGGCUUUUCGGCUGCAUGGCACGUGCAAAAGCAAAAAUACAAAAGUGAAAGGUGAAAAGAAAAAAGGAAAACAAGCGAGAAUAUAUGGAUCGAAUAUUCCGACUGCCAGAUAUCCGCUAUAGAGAUUUACACUAUGGUGCACCAUGUUCCAUGCACCAUGCACCAUGCCCCAUGUCAAAAGUUGUUUAAUUGGAAUUCCCAGAGGCGUGAACAACGUGCAUACUCGUAGAAUGCGUAUAAAACAAUUACAAGCGGGAGAAUCGAUGUUUUAUUGCCACGCUGGCGAUUUGCGCUUUUCAAGUGCAGCGAAACUUGAACUUUUGUUAUAAAAAUUAUAAAAGUUUAACUAGUUAUUUGUAUGUAUGUGCUGGAAAAAACCCCUUUUGUGUUGCUGGUACAAAUGUUCAGGCGUCAAAAUUGUUAGAAAUAAUAUGCAACACAAUUAAAACGUAUAUACUGCGAGUACUGUAUAGCAGGUGUGUAGCCAUAUAUACUAUAUAGCAAGUGUAGCCAUAUAUACUAUUGCUAAAUUAGAAUUUAUGUUAAUGCCGCUCUUCUUUAUGCUGCGCGUACUGCUCGAAUUUCCAAUUCAAUCGCAGCGCACUUGGUUGAGCAUAAAAGACUGAACCCUGAUUAGUUGCCAGUGAAACAUUACCUCGAGUGGAAGCGGAUCGACUCUAGAUUUUACCUUCGAAAUGGCCGACUUUCUCAAUGGCACCCUGAUCACCUCGGAAGAUCCUGUCCGCCUUCCACUCAUCGGAAGUCCAUGGCCCUCGCUGACCAUCGUUUCCAUCUAUCUGCUGUUCGUCUUGAAGGUGGGCCGGAAGUUCAUGGAGAACCGAAAGCCCUACGAUCUCCGUGGCGUCAUUAGGGCAUACAACAUCAUGCAGAUCGUCUACAACAGCGGUGUUCUCAUAUGGGGUCUUCAUUUUUUGUUCGUGCUGAAGGCGUACGACCUGCGAUGCAUCACCAGACUGCCUCUGGACCACGAGUUCAAGAGCCGGGAAAGAUUGCUCACCUACGCGUACUUCUCAAACAAGUUCAUGGACCUAAUGGAGACGGUGUUCUUUGUGCUGCGAAAGAAGGAUCGCCAGAUAUCCGUCCUGCACGUCUUCCACCACCUGGUCAUGUCCUUCGGUGGUUACAUGCACAUCACCUACAGCGGCUAUGGCGGCAUUCUCUUCCCAUCGUGCCUGCUCAACGUGGCGGUCCACGUGAUCAUGUACUCCUACUACUACCUGUCCUCCGUCCGCAAGGAUGUGCAGACCAGUCGGUGGAAGAAGUACAUCACCGUGGUCCAGCUGGUGCAGUUCGUCCUGGUGCUGGCGAACUUCAGCUACACUCUAAUGCAGCCCAACUGCAAUGCCUCGCGACCUGUGUUAUAUUUUGGCAUGGCCAUAUCCACGACCUUCAUCCUGAUGUUUGCCAACUUCUACGUUCACAACUACAUAUUGAGCGGCAAAAAGAAGCCCGCGUUGAAAUCCGAAUGUCACUAUCGAUCGCACAACUGGAGUGGAUUCGCCAUGCUCGCUCCGGUAGAUCCUGUAAAGGCGCCAGUUUUCGGCGAUCCAUGGGUUACCAUGGUCACGUUGAGUAGCUAUCUGCUGUUUGUGCUCAAGGUGGGCCCCAAAAUCAUGGAGAACCGAAAGCCCUUCCAGUUGACUGCUGUCAUCAGGGUCUACAACAUAUUCCAGAUCCUGUACAAUGGUGUAAUACUCGUUUUGGGAGUUCACUUCCUGUUUGUCCUGAAGACAUACAACAUCAGCUGUAUUGUCAAUCUGCCGAUGGAUCACGAACAUAAAGACAGGGAGCGUUCGAUAUGCAUUUUGUAUAUGUUUAACAAAUUCGUGGACCUUGUGGAAACGGUUUUCUUUGUGCUCCGCAAGAAGGACAAACAGAUAUCCUUCCUGCACGUCUUUCAUCACUUUUCGAUGGCAUUUUUCGGAUAUCUGUAUUACUUUUUCCACGGAUACGGUGGAGUUGCAUUUCCACAGUGCCUGCUAAACACCGCCGUCCACGUGAUUAUGUACGCCUACUAUUACCUAUCCUCGAUCAGCAAGAAGGUGCAGCGCAGUCUCUGGUGGAAGAAGUACAUCACCAUUGCCCAGCUGGUCCAGUUCGCGAUAAUCAUGCUCCACUGUACCAUCACACUGACGCAGCCCGACUGCGAGGUCAACAGACCCUUGACCUACGGAUGCGGAUUGCUGGCCGGGUUCUUUGCCGUGAUUUUCAGCCAAUUUUAUUUCCACACCUACAUAAUGCCAGGCAAGAAGUCGUCGCAACAUUGAGUUCUUAUAAUGAUCUUUAAACUAUGAGUACAAAGCCAAAUGCUUUGAUGUACUUACAUAAAAAAACAACCCUAAAUAAUUUUGUAUGUUAACCACAAUAGCCUCUGUUUUGUUUCAUUACUUUAUCCAUUUUAUAGGAUAAUUAAAUUUUAAAAAAAUUCGUUUUUUAACGGCAAACUAUUUUUAUGACAGUUUUAGCACUGCCAUGCAAAGGGUAAAUAUAAAAAUAGCUAAAAAUCGAAUGGAAAAAGGGGAAAUGUAUGUAGGCAUGUGACUGCCGAGGGAACUACACAAUGCACGUUUAAUGUCAUUUAAAACGGCAAUUACUCAGCACGCUCGGUGGCUCGACCAGUUGGAUACCCCAUUCCGAAUGCGCACCAAGGACGAAGGACAAAGGACGAAGGAACCGAAAAGCCAGUGGCAAAGUGGCGACCAGAAGCAGGAACCACUGCACUUGACUGCGGCUCCGCUUUAAUGUUGCUGCAUGGCCGCAAUUAUUCAGCUGGCACUUUGACUCUGAUUCUCUGAUUCGCCGCAUGCGAUUCCUAUGCAAAUUCGUUCGGUCGGUCGGCUACGGGUGACCCUUCCGGUGCCAUAAAUCGCCGGUGGUGCUGGCCAGGCUCGUUCCUAAUAUUCUAAUUAAAAGCAGCAUGGAAUGACCAGAGACGUGCUUGGCACAAAAUCCUACGGGGCAUGCAGAUCACGUGCAAGGAAUCCCCGCACCAGUACGAGUACUCGAGAUGUGGCCAAUGGGAUUUAUUCCGGACGGAGUCCAACUCCUUGACCUUCUCGAAUGCAUUUGAAUUAACUGUCGAUGCAUUUGAAUUCAUCUAUUAUUCAAACGGCGCAUAUGCAAAUCGUCGAGCACACUCAGAGAAACUUUUAAGCGUUAGAUGUGUGUCCCUUUAUAAUUACAAUUAAUUUAAGGAAAACCAAUGCAAGUGCUAUUGAACAAUACAAAUAUUUGUGAUUACAAAUGAAUUCUUUUUGAGUAGUAAAAAAGGGCCACAGUUGCCAAUUUUAUGAA
Drosophila yakuba is the source of this 4598-nucleotide messenger RNA. RefSeq lists its product as uncharacterized. Gene Ontology annotation, cellular component: endoplasmic reticulum membrane. Gene Ontology annotation, molecular function: fatty acid elongase activity. The transcript has 4 exons. The coding region runs from base 1979 to 3571 and encodes 530 amino acids. The record is from RefSeq and is a predicted model, not a curated record. Lineage: Eukaryota; Metazoa; Arthropoda; Insecta; Diptera; Drosophilidae. Gene Ontology annotation, biological process: fatty acid elongation, saturated fatty acid; fatty acid elongation, monounsaturated fatty acid; very long-chain fatty acid biosynthetic process.